GUUUCAGCAUUUGUCUCCUUUUUUUUCUUUGUUCUUUGGUUAUGUAUAAAUAAGCAAAUCUUCUUCCUUUAACACUUCGCUCUCCUUCCUGUUCCCUGUUUUCCUUUACUCUUUUUGACAGAGUUCGACAGUCUACAAACGGUCACAAGACACAGAAUAUAAAGCAAAGCAAAACAGAGAGUGAGAGAUAGAGAGACGGAGAGUGAAAGAGAGGGAGGGAGAGAACACAGGAAUCUGGCGAAAUGGGGUAAGUGGAGAAAAAGCAGCUGAGGAUCUUUUUAACACAGCUGCUGAUCAAAGCAGCAUUGCCUGUUUUGAUUUUCUGAUUUCCUCUGUUUAGGUACAAGGAGUAAAGUUCAAAGCUUCAAGCUAUUUUUUCAUUAUCAAGUCGGGUAUAUUUAGACUUAAUUAAGCAUAAUUCUGGCUUGGAUUCAUUUUCCCGGUUUUUAUUACUGGUACAAGGAUCAGGCUCAUGUGAGAUCAGAAGAGUUAGUACUGGUGGUGUUGGCAGGAGUCAUGGCAACCCUUUUACAUGCCGAGUCCAGACGACUGUAUUCUUGGUGGUGGGAUAGUCAUAUAAGCCCAAAGAAUUCAAAAUGGCUUCAAGAAAAUCUAACAGGUUCACCUGGCAAGAGUGGGAUAUUUAUGGACAAACUUCAUUUCGGAGAGUGGUUUUUCUAUUAUAAAUUUUCUUGUCUUCCUUCGAGGAUAUCGAUUAGCCAGAAUUCGGACAUGGAUUCCAAGGUCAAAGCAAUGAUCAAACUCAUUGAAGAAGAUGCAGAUUCCUUUGCAAGGAGGGCAGAGAUGUACUACAAGAAACGCCCAGAGCUUAUGCAACUGGUUGAAGAGUUUUACCGAGCAUACCGUGCUUUAGCAGAAAGAUAUAAUCAUGCGACAGGGGUGCUCCACCAUGCUCAUAAGACCAUGGCAGAAGCAUUCCCCAACCAAGUUCCCUUCAUGCUGGCUGAUGAUUCACCUGCAGGCUCUUCCACCACUGUGACUGAGCCUCACACACCUGAGAUGCCACAUCCAAUACGUGCAUUGCUUGAUCCUGAUGAUUUGCAGAAGGAUUCUUUGGGGCUCUCGUCGUCCCAUUUCCAUGCCAUAAAUAGGAAUGGUGCUUGUUCUGAAGAAUCUGAUUCUGUAACCAGCAAAAAGGGGUUGAAACAGCUCAAUGAGAUGUUUGGACCGGAUGAAGUGGCAAAACACCAAGCAAAGUUUUCUGAAGGAAGAGCAAGAAGGGGCCUAAACUUUCAUGAGGUUGAAGAACAAGAAGUCAGUCUGCAAGAGAGGGUGUUUCAGUUGUCAACUGAGAACCAGGCCAUGUUUGAGUCUGAACAAGCAAGUAAAGCUGAAACUGAGGUUCAAACACUCAAGGGAGUCCUUGCAAAACUAGAAAGUGAAAAGGAAGUUGACCUUCUUCAAUACCAACAGAGUUUGGAGAGGUUAUCUAUUUUGGAGAAUGAAAUCUCUCGUGCAAAAGAUGAUGCCACAGGAUUCCAUGAACGAGCUUGUAAAGCAGAAACUGAAGUUCAAACCCUGAAGCAAGCUCUUGAUAAAUUAGCAGUUGAAAAGGAAGCUUGUGUUGUUCAGAAUCAACAGUGUCUGGAGAAGAUAUCUAGUCUUGAGACCAAAAUCUCUUAUGCAGAAGAGGAAUCCAGAACACUUAAUGAACGGACAAGUAAAGCCGAAAUUGAAUCUCAAAUCCUUAAAGAAGCCCUUACUAGAUUAGAAGCUGAAAAGGAAUUAACUUUAUUUCAAUACAAGGAGUCCUUGGACACAAUAUCUAACCUAGAGAUCAAAAUUUCUCAUGCCGAGGAGGACGCCAUAAAGCUUAUUCAUCAAGCUAAUAAAACUGAAACUGAAGUUCAAUCACUAAAGCAAGAUCUUGCCAAAUUAGAUCUGGAGAAGGAAGCUGCUACUCUACAGUACCAGCAGUGCUUGGAGAAAAUAUCUAAUCUGGAGGCUGAACUCUCUCAUUCACAAGAGGAGGCCAGGAAGCUUAACAAUGAGGUAGAGAUGAAGGUCAAAAAAUUAAACAGCAUAGAAGAACAAUGUAUUCUGUUGAAGAGAGAAAAGCAAGCUUUACAGAUGGAAGUGGACAAUUUGGUGAAGAAAGUCAGGAACCAGAAUCAAGAACUUCUGGAGAAGCAUGAGAAGUUGGAGAGACUCCAGACUUGCAUUCAAGAAGAGCACUUGCAUUUCCUCCAGGCUGAAGACACACUCCAUACUCUGCAGAAUUUACAUGCUGAGUUUCAGGAAGAACAGAAAGUUUUGACAUCAGAUCUCCAAAAUAUGAUUCAGAUGUUGAAGGCCAUGGAGUUCCAGAAGCGGGGAUUGGAAGACGAAAUCAAACAAGUUAGGGAGGAAAACACAAACCUGAAGGAACAGAACUUAUCCUCUGCUGUCUCAGUAAAGAACCUGCAGGAUGAGAAUUUUAGCUUGAAGGAGACAAAAACAAAACUUGAAGUGGAGGUUGAUCUCUGCUUGGACCAAAAAAAUGUUCUUCAGAAAGAGAUUUACUGUCUUAAAGAGGAAAUAAAAGACUUGAACAGGAGGUACCAAGUUAUAAUGGAGCAAGUGAUUUCGGUGGGUUUGAAUCCAGAGCACAUUGGAUCAUUUGUUAUGGACUUGCUGGGUGAGAAUGCAAAACUGAAAGAAAUCUGCCAGAAGGACAAAGAUGAGAAAGCGACUCUUCUGGAAAAAAUGGAAGGCAUGGAAAAUCUUUUGGAGAAGAAUGCCCUUCUAGAAAAUUCCCUGGCAGGUUUGAAUGCCGAGUUGGAAGGACUAAGAGAGAAAGUCAAGGUAUUAGAAGAAGCAUCCUGCUUGCUUGAGGGAGAAAAUUCCUCUCUUUCUGUUGAGAAGACCAGCCUGGUUACCCAAGUAGAUAUUAUGGUGGAGAGCAUGAAGAAGCUUGCAGAGAAUAAUGCCUUACUUGAGAGUUCCUUUUCUGAUGCAAAUAUUGAACUUGAAGGCUUGAAGGCAAAAGCAAAGAGCUUAGAGGAAUCCUGCCGAUCUCUUGACAAUGAGAAGUCCAUCCUUCUUACUGAAAGAGAUGCUUUGAAUUCUCAGUUGGAAAUUAUUCAGCUAAGAUUGAAGGACCUGGAGGAAAGACAAGCAGAAUUAGAAGAAAAAUACUUGACUCUGGAAGAGGAGAAAGACAGCACACUUUGUGAAGUGGAAGAGUUACAGUUCUCCUUGGAUAUAGAAAAACAAGAACGUGCAAGCUUUACCCAAUCCAGUGAGACCAGGUUGGCUGCUCUGGAAAGACAGAUCUUUCUCCUACAAGAAGAAGGCCAGAGGAGGAAGAAGGAAUUUGAAGAAGAAGAGGAAAAAUCCAUGGAGGCUCAAGUUGAGAUCUUCAUCUUGCAGAGGUUUAUUACAGAUAUGGAAGAAAAAUAUUUCUCUCUGUUAAUUGAGUGUCAGAAGUAUUUCGAGAAAUCCAAGUUUUCAGAUAAUCUGAUUUCUGAAUUGGAGCACAAAAAUCUCAAGCUUCAGGUAGAAUCAAGAUUCUUGUUUGACCAAACCCAGAAGCUCAGAACAGGGAUUCAUCAGGUCUUGAAGUCACUUGAAAUUGAUUUGGAUGAUACGUGUCAAGAUAUUAUCAAAGAAGAGCACAUGAAUCUGAAGCAUGUUCUAGGAAGAAUUAGAAGCAUGAGAAGUACUCUUCUGCAAACUGAGGAUGAGAAGCUACAGAUUCUACUUGAAAAAUCAGUUCUGGUAACUCUGCUAGGGCAACUGAUAUCAGAUGUAGCAGAUCUUGGCUCAGAAAAGACUGUCCUUGAACAGGAUUUCAAAAUCAAAUCAGAGGAGCUACUGAUGCUGCAAAAUAAGAAACAUGAGCUCCUGGAGAUAAUUGGAGAGUUGAAACUGGAGGUGAAGGCAAAGAAGCACCAGGAGGUAUUCCUGAAAGCUGAGAUUGAGAGUCUACAGGCAAAGCUUUCAGAUUUGCAUGACUCUUACCAUGGAUCACAUAAAGAAAAUUACAAGUUGCUUGAAGGAAACAGCUCUUUGAGGAAGGAGUUGUCAGAGUUGAAGGACAAGAUGUGCAUGCUAGAAGAGGAAAACAAUGCUAUCCUCUAUGAAGCAAUGGCUUUGGGUAAUCUCUCUUUGAUUUUUGAGACUUUUGGCACUGAGAGAAGUGUGGAAUUAAAAGGGCUUAGUGAAGAUCUGGACUGUCUUACUGGGGUUAACAAUGACCUAGAGAAGGAAGUUAGAGAAAUGGCAGAGAAGUUGGUAAUUGCCCAAAAAGAAAAUUUCUUUCUCAAAGAAUCAGUUGAGAAGUUGGAGACUGAGCUGAGCAGAGUCAAGAAUAUGACUGACAAGUUAAGUCAUCAAAUUGCAACUGGAAAAGAUCUGCUCUGUCAGAAAGAAAUGGAGCUUUUAGAUGCAGAACAGAAUGUCACAUUUAUGCAGAGCAAGAAUGUAGAGUUACAUAGGGAUAUUGAGGAUCUGAAGAAGGAAAAGGAUGAGGGAAAGGUGAUAAUGGGAGAGCAACAUAAGCUUAUUCUUGAGCUAUCUACAGAUAACAUCCAUCAGAACAAGGAGAUAGUGUGCCUUCGUGAAGCAAAUCAGAAGCUUGAAUUUGAUCUGGGUAAAUUACAUGGAGAAGUAAUAGCACUCAGGAGCAGAGAAGAGUGUAUGCGUCACGACCUGCAAGAGAGAAGAAAUGAGAUUGAAUUCCAGGAAGCUGAGGCCACAGCAUUCUAUGAUGGCCUGCUGAUUUCUAGUAUCCACGAAGCUCUUUUUAAAGAUAAGGUUCUAGAGCUUAUUGCAGCAUGUGAGGCCCUUGAAAGUGAAAGUUCUUCUAAAAGUAUGGAGAUUGAACUGCUGAAAGAAAGAAUUGGUGUCUUGGAAAGGCAAAAUGGAAGACUGACAGCUGAGUUGGCUGCAUAUUUUCCUGUCAUGCUUUCUCUGAGAGAUACUAUAGCUUCUCUUGAAGAGCAUGCCAUUUUUUGGAAAAAAACCUUUAUAUCAGAUAGUCAGGAACCAAAGGAUGCUGAACUCACAACUCAGAUUCAUGAAACGGGCCAUCAAGAGCCAAGUGAAGAUCAAAGUGCUGCUGUACCAGAUGGAGUUUCAGACUUGCAAGAGCUGCAGUUUAAGGUUAAAGCAAUUGAAAAGGCCGUAAUAGAAAUGGAAAGGCUUGUAUUGAUGGAAAGCUCAAGCAGCAAAAUUAAACUAAAGGCAGAAAUCAAAGAGUGUGAGGAACUAAAAUCUGAAAGCAGUGACCUCCGAGAAAAUUAUCGAACAGGAGAAGGCAUUGUGAUGCGACCACAAAAUGAAAGCAUGGAUGAGGGCAACGAUGUUGUCAAGUUUCAGAAAACCCAACCUGAAAUAUCAAAAUUUAAGGAUGGACUAAUAAUGAAAGAUAUUCAACUUGAUCAGACUUCUGACUGUUCGUCCUAUGAUCUUGGAGGUGGUCCACAUGGGGCAAGCAGGAGAGGAAUUGGUGAGACAGAUGACGAGAUGCUCGAGUUAUGGGAAACUGCUGAAAUGGACUGUAGCCUCGAGCCAGCAGUCAAAAGCACAUCCAAGCUGAUGUCUUGUAUGGAGGGUGGCACAGAGUACCAUCAGGCAGAGUCAGCAGAAGAGCAGAGGAGGGAGUAUUUGCAAGCUGAAAAGGAGUUGGGUGUUGACAAGCUAGAGGUAGCCAAGAAAAUAGCACAGCCACGGCAACAAGGAAACAAGAAGAAAAUCCUGGCGAGACUUGCUUCAGAUGCCCAAAAGUUAACGAAUCUACAGAUAACAGUGCAAGAAAUGAAAAAGAAGGCAGAGGCAUCCAGGAAGAACAAGGAUGCAAAGGUUACCGAGUACGACACCGUGAAAGAAGAGCUGCAAGGUAUUGAUGAGUCCAUCAGACGGUUGGUCGAGAUCAAUGGAAAAUUGACGAAGAAUGCGGAGGAGAGCCUUUCAUCCUUGGAGGGGAAAGCUGCGCCAGAGUUGGAAGAGAAGGCGAAGAUACGGAGGAGGAGAAUCACGGAGCAGGCACGACGAGGGUCUGAAAAGAUUAGUCGAUUGCAGUUGGAGUUGCAGAGGAUCCACUUUCUUCUGUUGAAACUUGACGAGGAGAAGGAGAGAAAGGGAAAAAGUAGACACAGUGACAGAAGAGUGAGAGUUCUGUUGAGAGAUUAUCUGUAUGGUGGAGGAGGACAAGGACAGGGUGGCCACGGGCAAAAGACUCCAUUUUGUGCAUGUGUUAGGACUAAGGGAUGAUAAGGGAUGAUAAGGGAAUUAAGUCUAAUCUCUGACUGAAUAUUUUAUACCUCCUAGAGAGAGCCCAUGGCAUGAGCCAUCUUUAGUGUAGAGAAAUUGUAUAUGCCAGCCUGAUCUAUCUAAUCAAAAGCGGCUUUUUCAUAUGGCAUGAAUUUCAGAGAGGACA
Molecule: messenger RNA, 6382 nt
Organism: Nelumbo nucifera (sacred lotus)
Lineage: Eukaryota; Viridiplantae; Streptophyta; Magnoliopsida; Proteales; Nelumbonaceae
Source: RefSeq, a predicted model, not a curated record